This is a messenger RNA of Chaetura pelagica (chimney swift), 207 nucleotides long. RefSeq names its product Purkinje cell protein 4 like 1 (gene PCP4L1). The coding region runs from base 1 to 207 and encodes 68 amino acids. The transcript is spliced from 2 exons. The record is from RefSeq and is a predicted model, not a curated record. Lineage: Eukaryota; Metazoa; Chordata; Aves; Apodiformes; Apodidae.
AUGGUGGUAAUUGUCCUGCCACUGGUGACUCUGGAAGAAGGUCCCUGUCACUGGUUGCCACAGGGAGCCAAAGGUGAUGAGUCCAAGAAGGUGGAGGAGGAGGAGAUCGACAUCGACCUGAGCGCGCCCGAGACGGAGAAAGCUGCGCUCGCCAUCCAGGGAAAAUUCCGCCGCUUCCAGAAGCGGAAGAAGGAGUCAGGACCCUGA